Molecule: messenger RNA, 213 nt
Organism: Ambispora leptoticha
Lineage: Eukaryota; Fungi; Glomeromycota; Glomeromycetes; Archaeosporales; Ambisporaceae
Source: the annotation of a GenBank genome assembly
AUGUCAACGGGCUCAAAAAUAACAAACUUCGCACAUCGAACACUUGUGGUUUCAUUAUUUGGACUCGCGAUAUGGUCAGGAUACGGGUCAAUUGUGUUACUUAACGAAAGGUUAGAACGUAAACGACAACGUCAACAACUGGCAACAGCUCAAUUAGGAGGAGAGGCAUCUUCACAAGAGGCAAACAUAAUAAAUGAUAAUAACGAACCAUAG